This is a messenger RNA of Fusarium proliferatum ET1, 276 nucleotides long. RefSeq lists its product as uncharacterized. The transcript has 2 exons. Lineage: Eukaryota; Fungi; Ascomycota; Sordariomycetes; Hypocreales; Nectriaceae. The record is from RefSeq and is a predicted model, not a curated record. Bases 1 to 276 code for a protein of 91 amino acids.
AUGAGUCAAUUUCGGGAUGGUGUCGGUUCAGUGCUUGCAAGUGAGGGCAUUGACGAUCGUUGGGUGGCUCAGGAAAUCGGAUUGCCUGCGAUUGAUGAGUGCCUGUCCUUUCAUAGACGGUUAGGCGUCAAGCUUGUACCUCAAUUGGGUCUGGGCGAACCAUGGCUACCCAUUUGGUCUGGUGUCCUUGGUUCAACUCAAGCCACUUCGCAUGUUGAAGUGUCGUCUUACUCUCGCUAUGGCCAUACCAUGAUCGCUGCCUUGGUCGUGCCCUAA